This is a messenger RNA of Cololabis saira (Pacific saury), 5090 nucleotides long. RefSeq names its product latent transforming growth factor beta binding protein 3 (gene ltbp3). The coding region runs from base 358 to 4173 and encodes 1271 amino acids. Lineage: Eukaryota; Metazoa; Chordata; Actinopteri; Beloniformes; Belonidae. The record is from RefSeq and is a predicted model, not a curated record. Gene Ontology annotation, biological process: supramolecular fiber organization. The transcript is spliced from 29 exons. Gene Ontology annotation, molecular function: calcium ion binding; microfibril binding.
AAGAGAAGAGAAGAGAAGAGAAGAGAAGAGAAGAGAAGAGAAGAGCGACUAAAGCAACUUUCUGUUUGGAGUGGGGACAACGUGAAAACUCCCAAAGAUGCCAAACGUGGCAGUUUCGCAGAAGGAAUACUUGGAUAAACCAGGGAAGUGAUCACCUUUUUUUUUUUUCCUCAAGCAGAAAGCAGGAGGGGGGAAUGCGCUUUUUUCUUAUGAGAGCGCAGAAGUUUUUCCUCGGUUAACAAAAGCAGCCGGAGUCUCGGAGUCUCGGAGAGUCGGAGCCGGAGCCGGAGCGGGGCGCCCGGGGGCCCGGGCUUGAAUGUUGCGGGGUCUCCGCGGAGGGCCGUGAGGGAUGCCAGGAUGCCCUGCCUGAUCCUCCAUCUGCUGCUGGUGUGGCUGAGCGUGCACGGGCUGGGGCGCUGCGCGGAGCGCUCCUCCUCCUCCUCCUCCUCCUCCAUCUCCUCCUCCUCCUCCAUCUCCUCCUCCUCUUCGUCCUCCUCCUCCUCCUCCCUCUCCUCCUCCUCCGGCCGGGAGCGCUUCAAGGUGGUGAUCGCUCCGCUCAUCUGCAAGCGGAUCUGCCUGAAGGGCCAGUGCCAGGACACGUGCGAGCAGGGAAACAACACCACGCUGAUCGCGGAGAACGGCCAGGCGGCCGACACGCUGAUCGGGCAGGGCUUCAGGGUCGUGGUGUGUCCCCUGACCUGCAUGAAUGGAGGCGUGUGCAGCUCCAGGAAGCAUUGCCUCUGCCCUCCCGGCUUCACCGGCCGCCUCUGCCAGUUUCCCCUCCACCAGACGCAGCAAGCUCAGGCGGCGCGCGGCAACAAGCAGCCCAUAUACUCCGUCCCGCUGAAGCCCGGCGGCCAGAAGCUGCUGGAUUCCUCAGGCCUGGGGCGGACCCAGCUCGCUCAAACACACUCCGUGUUCACCCUGCCUCUGUCGCAGGCGGGGCACCACUCAUCUGAAGUGCAGAUCAACGUACGUGUCCACCACACGCCCGACACCUCCGUGGUGAUUCAGUCUCACGACCAAUCAGACGUCAAGCCUCCUCACAAGACGGGACAGCGCUUCAUCCCACCACGACACAAGCCCAAGGGCCGCUGCUUCCAGGAGACCACCCCCAAACAGGCUUGCAACAGCACCCCACUUCCUGUCCUGACCAACCAGGAGGAUUGUUGUGGCAGCGUGGGGAACUCAUGGGGACAGAACAAGUGUUACCAGUGCCCCAAAUUACCAAAUGCAUCAGUCAAACAGACCAUUGUGGAAGAGUACGGCUCCACCUGCCCACAAGGUUAUAAAAGGUUCAACAACACUCACUGUCAAGACAUCAACGAGUGCUCCAUGCAGGGUGUCUGUCAGAACGGAGAUUGUCUCAAUACGCUGGGCAGCUUUAAAUGUUCCUGCAAGUCCGGUUUUGUCCUGGAGAGGAACCGAUGUGUUGAGUCCGAGCAGGCUCAGUGCUUCCUGAUUGCGUCGGAGUCCCGGGGCUGUGAGUACCCGCUGCCCACCCAGAUCACCAGGGAGAUGUGCUGCUGCACGGUGGGCAAGGCCUGGGGCCACGGCUGUGGGAAGUGUCCUCAGGUGGGCACAGUGGCUUUCCGUCAGAUCUGUCCUGCUGGGAAAGGAUACUCUUUCCAAAGUAUUACAGAGACCUUCACCUUCCCUGGCUCCAUCUUUCCACUCAAGAUGGACAUUGAUGAACCAGAUCAGAGGGAGAAGCCUGCAGAGACCAGCACGGUGCAGCAGACUGCCAGCAGCACCAGCAGCCCUCGCGUGCCCGUGGUUAAACCCACCCCUCCGCCAAUCAUCCGCUUGAACCCAGGCAAUGACCCCCUCGAAACACAGACAAAAGUCUUCCCAGAGGCAGAUGAAUGCAGGCUAAGCAGAAACAUUUGUGGUCAUGGAGAGUGUGAGAACAGCCCGAACGGCCGCACGUGUCACUGUUACCCAGGUUACCAUCUCAACCUGCAGAGGAACAUCUGUGUGGAUGAUAAUGAGUGUGAGUCAGAGCCGUGCGGACACGGCAGAGGCCGUUGCGUUAACAUUGAAGGAUCAUACAAGUGCCUUUGUCGCCAGGGUUACAAACACACAGUGCAGAAUAAAAGACUUAAGUGCACUGAUGUGGAUGAGUGCUCCAAACAAGACAUCUGCGGCGUCGGGGGCUACUGUGUAAACCUGCCAGGUUCUUACAAAUGUGAAUGUCACAGCGGCUUUAGGAGCAAAUCACACCGACAUCCAGCCUGUGAAGACAUUAAUGAGUGUUUGAACCCGGACUCUUGCCCCAAUGAGCAGUGUGAGAACACUCCCGGCUCCUACGAGUGUGUUCCCUGUCUGCCUGGACAUGAAGCUCACGGCGGUACAUGUUACGACAUUAAUGAGUGUCACAACCCCGGCAUCUGUCCUAACGGCAUCUGUGAGAACCUCCCCGGUACGUACCGGUGUCUGUGCGACGAGGGCUUCCUUCAUUCUGUAGACAGCAAAAGCUGCAGUGACAUUGAUGAGUGUGCAGACAUUCGGCUCUGCGCUUACGGCCGCUGCAUUAACACAGAAGGCUCCUUCAAGUGCCAGUGCUACCCGGGGUACCAGCGCACGCAGGAGGGAAGUCACUGCGAGGACAUCAAUGAGUGUGAGAGGCCUUCCAACUGUCUGAACGGUCGCUGCAUCAACAACAUGGGCUCGUAUUACUGCGACUGCCCCAAGGGGUACGAGCUGACCCGGGGCAGGGGGUGCCAAGACAUAGACGAGUGUGCGGUGGACAGAAGCCUCUGCCAGCCCAGCUCCUGCGAGAACAGACCCGGCUCGUUUGUGUGCGUGUGCAAUCACGGUUAUGUCCUUUCAGAGGACAAACACAGCUGUGAGGCUGUUCAAGUAGUGACAGAUGACAAGAGAGAGUGCUACAUGAACCUGGAAGACGCGGUUUUCUGCGACAGCGUUCUGGCCACCAACGUCACCAAGCAGGAGUGCUGCUGCUCCAUCGGAAUGGGCUGGGGGGACCACUGCGAGAUCCACCCCUGCCCCGUCUCCCACACAGCUGAGUUCCAUUCCCUGUGUUCAAACGGGCAAGGCCUCUACUCCGGGGAGGGACUCCAGUACAGCCUGCCGGCCUACCGAGAUAUUGACGAGUGUUCUCUAUUUGCGGAGGAAAUCUGUAAGAAGGGUCGCUGUGAGAACACAAUGCCGGGCUACGAGUGCUACUGUCAGCAAGGCUUCUACUACGACGGCAACCUGCUCGAGUGCAUCGACGUGAACGAGUGCCAUGACGAGUCUCUGUGUACUCACGGCCGCUGCAUCAACACUGAGGGAGCCUUCUACUGCAUCUGCAGCCCCCCCUGGACCCCAGACUCCAACAAGAAGAAGUGCGUGAUGGCAACAGUAGCAGAUGUGAAUGAGUGCGAAGACCGGGAGAACUGUAAGAAUGGCAUCUGUGUGGACAUUGUAGGGUCCUACUACUGCGUGUGCACUCUGCCCUGGACCUUGGCCACUGACCGUAACAGUUGUGUGUCUCCCGAGGAGCAGGCCGAUGUGAAUGAGUGCCAGGACCCCUCAUACUGUAAGAAUGGGAGGUGUGAGAACACGCCCGGCUCCUUUCACUGUUUUUGCGACCCUCCCCUCACCUUCAGUGCGGCGCUGAAACAGUGCGUCUAUGACGAUCGCACCGCGGCACACAAGGACGUGUGCUUCGUGCAGGUUGACGAGGGUCUCAUCUGCAGCAGGCCCCGGAAAGACGUGGUGGUGACGUACUCGGAAUGCUGCUGUCACUACGGUCGCGGCUGGGGGCCCGAGUGCAACACCUGUCCUCCCAGAAACUCAGAGAUGUUCAGUCGUCUGUGUGAGAUGCAUCUCGAGACUGAUUCUGAUGGGGAGCCGGAUUUCCUGCCGGCUUUUGUCAACUACAACCCAGGUGACAGUUCAGAAGAGGAUUCAGACGAGUGCAGCUGUGGAAAUGGCCGUUGUGUCCGUUCCUAUCUGGGCACCAUGUGUGAAUGUAACCCAGGCUUCAGGCUAGACCACUCCCGCGCACGUUGUAUAGACAUUGAUGAGUGUGCAGAGUCCGGCAGCCGCACCGGUCCCUGCAAGCACGCGCGCUGUGUGAACACUGUGGGCUCAUAUAAGUGCUUCUGCAAAUAUGGCUUUGUGAGCACGGCCAACAAGGAUGUAUGCCGUCGCAGAACUCGGUAACCUUUCUGUGUUGCCCUGCGUGCCCCACCUGGUUAUCCCUCCACCCAUGCAGCCACACCCCCGACGUGCUGCAUGCACACCUCUCUGCAAGGUUCCCCACGUCAGGCUGUGAGAGUGAGCCUAAAAACACAUCUCAUCAGGAGCCCUGUCGUUGCAAACGCUCCAAUGAAAUGUACAAAACAGUCAGCUCCUCUUUCACCUUCCAUUUCUCAUUUAAAAAGCCAUAAAAAAACAAGGAAUUUGUUCAUUUUUUGUAAUUAUUGUUUUUCGUUUUUUUUUUUUUUUACUGUUUUUGUAGUUUGAGUUUAAACUGUACAUUUUUGUGAUUUUUGUUCCUUGGUCCUCCGAUAAUUUGAUUCUGGUCUAAAGAAACCUCACGUUUUAAGAAGGAGAUGUGUUUCAGAGAUGUAAACGGUAUUACUGUUGUUUUCAACCCACUUGUUAUCUGUUGGAAUACCAUGAGAACUUUUACACAAUUCGGUAUUCCCCUUUACAUUCCCAUCAUAAUGCACAUUCUGCCAUGUUUUACUCUAAAUAAUCAUAAGUGUAUUUUUUUACAGUGCUCACACACUGUCAACUUUGUUUUAUUGUACAGUCUGUUCAGUGGAAGUGUUCCUGCAAAACCCCCACUUAUUUGUCUAUGUAAAAUAUGAGAAACCUGAGGUUUUUGUGCAACAUGUGCAACUAAGUGGACUUAUUGGACAAGUAAAAGAAAAAAAAAGUUUAUGCACUAAGCAGUGAACGCAGUGGGAAUAUUUGCUAUAUGUAGCUUUUUCUUGACAAUGAAUUAAGUUCACUAUCUAAUGUCAUAAUUGUUUAAAUUUGAAGUAUUUAGAAAACCAAAGACAAUGUUGUGAUGAGAUCAAUUUGAUUAAAAGAGAUUGUUUUUUGUGUUUUUUUCCCCGUGUGUGUGCUUG